Molecule: messenger RNA, 1603 nt
Organism: Argiope bruennichi
Lineage: Eukaryota; Metazoa; Arthropoda; Arachnida; Araneae; Araneidae
Product: 5-hydroxytryptamine receptor 2B-like
Exons: 1
Coding region: 344-1603 (419 amino acids)
Biological process (GO): adenylate cyclase-activating adrenergic receptor signaling pathway
Cellular component (GO): membrane
Molecular function (GO): G protein-coupled amine receptor activity
Source: RefSeq, a predicted model, not a curated record
AGAUGAAAAAAUGAUUGUUCUUAUCGUGAAACAAUUAAAAUACAACGUUGCUUCAAUUUCAGAGUUUAAUGCCAAAGCUUAUUUAGAAUUUUUCCGCAUCACUUCAUUACAUGUAUAACUAUACAAGUAUACAUGUAUAACAUUUCUGACUUACUAACAAAAAAGUGAAAAGCUUCAAAUGAUUAUUCUUAUCUGACGAAAAUAAUUAAUGUUCCAAUAAUCCAAUGAAAGAUGAAGAAUGGGUUCAUCUUCACAGAAAUAUAAAUAAUAUUAUUGACCAAAUAUGUCAUAAGGAAGUUUCAAAAUAAAUUUUAUGCACUGGAAUAUCGCAAAAUAAAACGAAAUGAUGCGAAAUACAACUGCAGAAUUGCUGUUGAAUUCAGGUGGAUUUCAUGCUAACUUCACCGUAGAGGAAGCCGAAAUCACUGGCCCAACCGAAUUGUUUUGGUUUGCUGCUAUGUGUCUAGCUUUGGGUAUUUUGAUUAGCGCGACUGUCAUCGGCAAUGUAUUUGUGAUGGUUGCGAUUGUCAAAGAUCGUAAUCUCAAUAAUCUCAGCAAUUACUUGGUGUUUUCUUUAGCUCUUGCAGAUUUGUUGGUGGCAUUACUCGUUAUGCCAAUUGGUGCUGUUUAUGAAGUGAAGCAGCAAUGGACCAUGGGAGCAGCUCUUUGCGAUCUAUGGACUUCUUGUGAUGUUCUCUGCUGCACUGCAUCAAUAUUACAUCUUCUGGCUAUAGCCGUAGACCGUUAUUGGGCCGUCACCAACGUAGAUUAUGCUAGGAACCGCUGUAAAAAACGAAUAUACUUGGCGAUUUUCUUAGUGUGGACAAUCUCAUUCACUGUAUCUAUUGCACCAAUAUUUGGAUGGAAAGAUCCCGACUUCAAUACGAGAAUAGAAGUUGAAAAAAGAUGCCUAGUCAGUCAAGAUUUAGGCUACCAAAUAUUUGCCACUUGUUCCAGCUUCUACGUUCCGUUAGUUAUGAUACUUAUUCUCUAUUCGAGGAUCUUCCAAGAAGCUCGCAAACGGAUUCGUCGGAGACCGGGUGCAGCUAGCCAAGCGAUGCUGCUCGUGCAAAGACCGCCUCCCGUGUUCACAGAUUCCAAGCGCAGUAGCAGUUCACCAAGUGGUGGAUCGAGCUUCGACCCUCCUUCUUCGGUCGUAGACACAACACUCUCAUGCAAUGUGCAAGACAACAGCAUGGCGACAGCACAAACUGUCAACGGCGUCCAGCCUGUAAAACAACCCUUGAAUGCUCAAACGUCUUCUUCAGGUACGGGAGCAAUGGGAAGAUUAUUGCACAUUGGCAAACGAGAGAAAAAGCCAGAAAACAACCUAGCCAAACGUGAAAAGAAGGCAGCUAAAACUUUAGCUAUUAUAACUGGCGUGUUUGUGGUGUGUUGGCUGCCUUUCUUCAUAAUGGCUUUGCUGCUACCUCUUUGUAACGAAUGCGAGCCAGAUUUCCCUAUAUUUAGUAUCUUCCUAUGGCUUGGAUACGCAAACUCUACGCUCAAUCCAAUAAUCUACACGAUAUUUAGUCCAGACUUUCGAAGUGCAUUCAAGAAACUCUUGUGCCCGAUGCAUGGCACUCAGAGACCAAACUUGUGA